Solanum pennellii is the source of this 471-nucleotide messenger RNA. RefSeq lists its product as uncharacterized. The record is from RefSeq and is a predicted model, not a curated record. Bases 1 to 471 code for a protein of 156 amino acids. Lineage: Eukaryota; Viridiplantae; Streptophyta; Magnoliopsida; Solanales; Solanaceae. The transcript has 2 exons.
AUGGGAGUAGAUGAAGAGGCGAAGGCUGAGUUGACUGCAUAUCAACUCAAGGAUGUGGCACAGAUUUGGUACCAGAUGUGGGCUGAUAGCCGAGCACGUGGAGAUGUUCCCAUCAUUUGGAAUGUUCUCAAGACUGCCUUUCUGGAGAGAUUCUUCCCAAGAGAGCAACAAGAAGCCAAGGUUGAAGAGUUCAUAAACCUGAGACAGGGAGGUAUGUCAGUCAAGGAGUAUUCCUUGAAAUUCGUUAAACUCUCAAAGCAUACUUCUUCUCUUGUGGAAAAUAGCAGGGAUGAAAUGGGCAAGUUUGUGAUUGGCGUGUCGGAGGAUCUAGUUGAAGAUUGUCGUGCAGCCAUGUUGCAUGAUAGCAUGGAUCUGGGCAGCUCGGGUAGGGGCUCAUUUGGAGUCCAGAACAGGCCUAAGUUCAAGAGAUAUUCAGGUCUGCUUCUUCAGGGAAUUCGAAUGCCAAAGUGA